Messenger RNA from Mercurialis annua (annual mercury), 927 nucleotides. Its product is annotated as metalloendoproteinase 1-like. The record is from RefSeq and is a predicted model, not a curated record. The transcript has a single exon. Gene Ontology annotation, cellular component: extracellular matrix. Lineage: Eukaryota; Viridiplantae; Streptophyta; Magnoliopsida; Malpighiales; Euphorbiaceae. Gene Ontology annotation, biological process: collagen catabolic process; proteolysis; extracellular matrix organization. Gene Ontology annotation, molecular function: zinc ion binding; metalloendopeptidase activity. The coding region runs from base 1 to 927 and encodes 308 amino acids.
AUGUUGACCCCAAAAUUAUUUCCCUUCAUAACUCUCAUUUUUCUCCUCGUUCUUUCCAACUUUUAUCAAGAAGUUUUUUCUGAGACAAAUCAUCAUGAAAAUUCAACAAUAUCACCAUUUAAUUUCUUGAACAAUUUGAAGGGAAUUAAAAAAGGUCAAAAUGUCAAAGGCCUUAAUGACCUCAAAAUAUACCUUAAACAUUUUGGCUAUCAUUCCAACAAUGCCCUCGACAAGAACCUGAAUGACAACGACAACGACAACGACGAUGAUAUUUUCGACGACGAAACAGAAUCCGCAAUCAAAUCAUAUCAAAAGAAUUUCAAUCUUCCGAUGACCGGAACAUUAGACCCCGAAACCCUAUCGCUAAUGAGUACGCCGAGAUGCGGCAUGCCGGAUAUCAAAAUCCAAGGUAACAAAAAUUCAAGCCAAAUAAUAUCAAAACCUGAUUUUAAAUUCUAUUCAGGAAAUCCAAGAUUUCAAAAAUCAAGAAUUACAUAUUCAUUCAUGAAUGGUACACCAAGAAGUGGAAAAUUAGCAAUUGCAAUGUCUUUAAAGAGUUGGGGACAAGUUGGUCAUUUCACAUUUGUUGAAAUCAAAGAUUAUGCAAAUGCUGACAUUAAAUUUAGCUAUUUAAAAAGAAAUCAAAAUCCAGAUUAUAUUUUUGAUGGUCCAGGUGGAAUUGUUGGUCUAGCUAAUCCACCACCUUCUGCAGAAGUUCAUUUAGAUAGUGAGGAAAAAUAUUCAUUAAUUUCUCAUCCGAAUGCGAUAAAUUUAUAUACUGUUACGUUGCAUGAAAUUGGCCAUGCAUUAGGGCUUGAUCAUAGUACGGAUAAAUCUGCUAUUAUGUAUCCAUCUAUUAUGUAUGGUCAGAUCAAGAAUUUGGGUCAAGAUGAUAUUCAAGGAAUCAGAAAAUUGUAUAAUAUCUAA